AUGAAGAAUGAGAGUAAUCAACAAAUACAUGGAUUAAAGGAAGAUCCCAUCAGAAAUGAACAAUAAAAUAAUAAGAAUGCUUUAUAAUAUAGAAAAUAAUCAAUUCUAUCAAGUGAUCUUGGACUGGGUAAAAGUACUAAGAAUCAUAAGGAUAAACCUAUACCUUUAGUAGUUGAAAUCAAAGAAUAUGACAGUAGGUUUUAAAAUAACUUACAUGAUGAGAAUGAGAUUAAUUCUACUAUAAAUUUAAAAAAAAGCGAGAUAAAAUGGUUGUUGCAAUCUAGGAUUUCAAUGUUAAUAUGA
Molecule: messenger RNA, 303 nt
Organism: Paramecium octaurelia
Lineage: Eukaryota; Ciliophora; Oligohymenophorea; Peniculida; Parameciidae
Source: the annotation of a GenBank genome assembly